Molecule: messenger RNA, 1434 nt
Organism: Tricharina praecox
Lineage: Eukaryota; Fungi; Ascomycota; Pezizomycetes; Pezizales; Pyronemataceae
Product: histidine phosphatase superfamily
Exons: 2
Coding region: 187-1266 (359 amino acids)
Molecular function (GO): phosphatase activity
Source: RefSeq, a predicted model, not a curated record
UGCAUCAAGCCUCUGCCGACCUCUCCUUCUCUCCGGCGAAAACAAAGCAACUUAAGAACUCGCUUCGCUGCACGGAAACCUAGACUUCUAGCCCCACCACCCCGACGUCCAUCCUUGAGCUUCUCCAAUCCCCACACCCGCCGCGGAUCACCACCCAAUUCCAUUGCAACGACACAGUCAGCAAUCAUGGGCAAGCCCAGACUAAUCAUCCUCUGCCGGCACGCGCAGAGCGUCGGCAACGAGAACCGGACGAUCCACCAGACAGUGCCAGACCACCGAGUACCACUGACAGCCGUGGGCCAAGAGCAAGCGCUCGCGGCGGGCGACAAGCUCGCGCGGCUUCUGCGGCCCUCCGACACUUUACAGAUGAUCACGUCGCCGUACACGCGGACACGGGAGACGACUUUGGGGAUCCUGUCCUCGCCCGCGCUCAAGGAGCACCCGAACUCCGGCAGCAUCCGCGUCUACGAGGAGCCGAGGAUCCGUGAGCAGGACUUUGGGAACUUCCAGCCGUGUCAGGCAGAGAUGGCGAGAAUGUGGCAUGAGCGCGCCGCCUACGGACAUUUCUUCUAUCGCAUCCCGAAUGGGGAGAGCGCCGCUGACGCGUAUGACCGUGUCUCGGGCUUCAAUGAGAGCUUGUGGAGGCAGUUUGCUGAGGAGGAUUUUCCAAGUGUUCUGGUGCUGGUCACGCACGGGCUCAUGACGAGGAUCUUUCUCAUGAAGUGGUACCAUUACUCGGUCGAGUACUUUGAGGACCUGCGGAACGUGGACCACUGCGAUUUCGUCGUCAUGAAGCUCAACGACCAGCACAAGUACGACUUGCAGACCGAGUUGCGGACGUGGAGCGGGUACUCGCGGGAGCAGGAGGAGCUGCGGUACAAGUGUCCGCCGGCGAACCGCGUGGUGGCGCUCAAGGCGUCGGUGUGGGGCGUGCGCAAGUUCGGCGGAUGUGUGGACGGCUGCAAUCACGAGUUCGACGGCGAUCGCAGCAUGAUGGGCGGGCACGUGAUGAAGGCUGGAAGGGACUUCGGCGGCAGUAGGAGCGGCGCUGCGAGUCGCGCUGCCAGCCACGAUAGCACCAGUGACGACGACGACGAUGAAGGCAUCGACGAGGAUCUGGAUGCCGCGGGACCGGAUGGUGCGAAGAAUGGAAACGGCAUGAUCAUGGGCGGACACCCGGCCGAUGUCAUCGAGAGGCUCAAGAUGGAGGCCGCGCUCGGAGGCAAUCUCGUCAAUGGCGUCAAGAAGUUGCAGGUCAGGAGUUGAGUGGCUGGGAUCUACGAGUCACGGCAUAAUGGAGGAUGGUAGUGGGUAUCAAGUAGAGGUCGAACAUCUGGCGCACGGGGGGCUAUGCUAUGCGUGUUUUCAUGAUUUUGUGCUUCCUUCCUUACGUUCUUCCUUCUUUCCGGGUAUUGGCGGGGUCAGGAACUUGUG